Papilio machaon (common yellow swallowtail) is the source of this 2577-nucleotide messenger RNA. Its product is annotated as cAMP and cAMP-inhibited cGMP 3',5'-cyclic phosphodiesterase 10A. Gene Ontology annotation, molecular function: protein binding; 3',5'-cGMP-stimulated cyclic-nucleotide phosphodiesterase activity. Gene Ontology annotation, biological process: negative regulation of receptor guanylyl cyclase signaling pathway; signal transduction. The transcript is spliced from 14 exons. NCBI's taxonomy places the organism in Eukaryota, Metazoa, Arthropoda, Insecta, Lepidoptera, Papilionidae. The record is from RefSeq and is a predicted model, not a curated record. Bases 167 to 2500 code for a protein of 777 amino acids.
AAUCUAUUUACUGUUUUACUGUGGUAAGUAAAAAACUAAAUAUAAUAUAAACCAGUGUCAUUGUUUGACAUAAAUCAAUCAAGCAGUUCUAUAUAAACAAAUAUAUUAAUAAUAUUUUACAUAAAAAGAUACCUAUUGUACAUAGAUUGUAGAUUUAAAUUGCAAAAUGACCGACCCGACGCCGAGGAACGUGCGGUCGGUGAAGAGCAGGCUGGACACGAUCAACCAGACGGAGGAGUACGCACUGAAGAGGAUGUCGACGAUGAACAAAGUGCAGUCGCACUUCCUGGUACCCUCGGAGAAGCUGGACAAGGUGACUCGGCGGGUGAUCGCACCCUACGCGCAGAUAGAACGCAAGGGCGUCAAGGAGGAAGAGGCGCGCGACUCCUACCUCGACAUCUCUCGCUUCCACGUCUUCCUCGAGGACUCCGUCGACCUGCAGGCGCUGCUUUGCGACACCGCCGCCGUUCUGAAGACCAUCACCGACAGCUCCGGCGUAUUUGUGUACAUCGUGGACAAGCUCAAGAAUGAGAUCGUUCUAAUGACGAGGAACAUAAAGAAUAAGGAGCGGCACGAGGUCAACAUACCCAUCGAGGAGGGCAAGGUCGCGGCGGCGCACGUGGCUGCUACCAAGCGCCACCUGGUAUUGGCCGAUGUGCAGCGCGACCGUCGCUUCGCGCAAGGUCUGCGCUGGGUGGACGCCAAGACGGCGCUGUGCGUGCCCGUGCUCAAGCCCGACGGCGACUGCUACGCCGUGCUAGAGCUAUACAGGACCGUCGCAGAACCCUACGAUGACCGCGCGGUGUACAGCUGCGCCAGCGUGGCAUGGUGGGCAGGCGCGGCGGCGCACCAGGCGGGUGCACGCGCCACGCUGCAGCGCGCCGCACACCUCGACCUCGAGCUGCGCGCGCUGCUACACGACUACUUCUGCGAGCGCGCCGCCCUCGACACCAUGCUCACCGACAUGCUCGCGAUCGUGAAGUCGUUCAUCGGCGCGAUGCGCAGCAGCUUCUUCAUCGUGGACCGGCAGCACAUGGAGCAGCAGCUGGUGGCCGACGUGUGGGAGGACGGCUGGCAGUCGGAGCGCACCGCGCUGCCCAAGAAGAAGGCCAAGGUCAAUUUAAGCAUGGAGCAAAGCCCGGCGGGGUUGGUGGCGCGCACCGGGACGCCGCUCAACCUGCCUGACGCCUUCCGCGACCCGCGCUUCUUGCGCGACGUCGACCCUACCACGGGCAUGGUGGUGCGCUCCUCGCUCACCUACCCCAUCAAGGACAAGAAGGGUGUUAUAGGCGUGGUCCAGCUUGCCAACAAGAGCUCAGGGCGAGCGUUCGACGCGGAGGACGAGCAGAUCUUCCAGGUGUUCGUGGACCACUGCGCGCUCAUCGUGCACUUCUACCACAUGCAGCAGCGCAAGCUCUACCACGAGAAUCUAAACCGCGUGUACUCGGAGCUGCUUGGGCUGCACCUGCGGCCCUGCGGACACGACCUCGAGGAGUUGGAGACCAACAGCGCCAUCGUGCCGCCAUUUAACUUUAAAUCCUUCAACUACCACAUCAGCGAGGGCAGCCGCGAGGAGAUGCCGUCGCUGGUCUGCCUCAUGUACUCCGAGACGUUCGCCGCACACAAGCUAGAACGCCGGCGACUGGCGGACUUCGUGCUCACCGUGCUGACCUGCUACCGCCCCAACCCCUACCACAACGCCGAGCACGCCUUCUGCUUCACCCACACCAUGUAUCUCAUCCUGCGCGAGAACCCCGGCUACUUCAGCUUCGUCGAGACGGCGGCGCUGAUGCUGGCGGGGUUGUGCCACGACUUAGACCACCCCGGCUACAACAACAAUUUCCUCAAGCUGUGCAAGCACCCGCUCGCCCACAUGUACACCAGUUCCCAGCUCGAGCACCAUCACUACUUCCUCGCCAGCAAGAUUAUUGAGGACAAGAAGCUGCUGAGCAAGCUGGAGGCGAGCGAGCGCGAGGCCGUGCUGGAGGAGAUGCGCUACGACAUUCUGUGCACCGACCUCGCCGUGUACUUCGCCCUGCGCGCGCAGCUCGCGCCGCUCGUGGCCGACCGCGCCUUCAACUGGGCCGACACUGCGCACCGCCGUCUGCUCAAGGGUAUUCUGAUGACGACGAGCGACCUGUCAGGCUGCUGCAAGCCGUUCGGCGUGGCCAAGGCGAUCACCGAGUCCAUUUACGAGGAGUUCUACAAUCAGGGCGACCGCGAGCGCGCCAUGGGGUACACGCCGCUGAGCAUGAUGGACCGCAAGCGGCGCGUCAACCAGCCCGCGGAGCAGAUCCAGUUCCUGUCGGUGGUGGUGCUGCCCUGCCUCAUGCUGCUCACCAACAUCUUCCCCAACACCAGCCCGCUCAUGGACAACUGCAGGGAGACGCAGGAGGGCUGGCACGAGGAGAUAGAGAUGCGCGGCAUGAGGCUGUGGCGGCAGGACGACUCCACGCCGCCCAGCAGGAGUCGCGUCUUACUCAAGGAGGAAAACAACUAGCCCAUCUCAAAUAUUAUGGAACCAUUAAAUGUUGACAACACACUAUUCAUAUUUCAUUUUAGCUGCAUGUGUACAUA